Botrytis deweyae is the source of this 1779-nucleotide messenger RNA. RefSeq lists its product as uncharacterized. The transcript has 7 exons. Lineage: Eukaryota; Fungi; Ascomycota; Leotiomycetes; Helotiales; Sclerotiniaceae. The record is from RefSeq and is a predicted model, not a curated record. Gene Ontology annotation, molecular function: aspartic-type endopeptidase activity. Bases 1 to 1770 code for a protein of 589 amino acids. Gene Ontology annotation, biological process: proteolysis.
AUGUUCUCCAUGCUUACAUGGUUGCUUCUUUUGGCAGUGGCGGUAGCGGCCUUCCUUGAUGUUGAAGAUGAUUUUAAAAACAAUGCAACUGCUAAAGUCUUACCAAACCGGAUGGUUGAUGAUGGAGUUUUCCAGCUAGGAGUGACUAAAGUUGCGGGAGUUCCAAAUGUUCGAAAACGACAAUCCAAGUCAAAUUUGGCCAACCCUUACAUUGGAGAUAUUUACAUGAUCACCGUGCAGAUUGGGUAUCCUCCGCAGUCUAUAACCUUCAGUAUCGAUACAGGAAGCAGUGAUGUUUGGGUGAAUCCACAGUGCGCUACCUCGGGGUGGGCAUCAUUUUGCGCCAGUUAUCCUCAGUACGAUCCUACGAAAUCUACCUCUUUCGUACCGUUGAGUCAAGCUUUGAAUAUAGCAUAUGGUAUCGGUGCAGUCACUGGAGCUUAUGCGACGGACAAUUUUAUGAUGGGGUCAGGUCCGACCCUUAAAAAACUUCAAUUUGGUGUUGCAUCAGGCAGUAAUCGAAUGUUUGCGGGUAUAAUGGGUGUAUCCUGGGGACUUGGCCUUGGAACUGGUUAUUACAAUAUUAUUGAUCAACUUGCCUUGCAAGGUCUGACAAAAACUCGUGCAUUUGCCAUAGACUUGGGCAAUGUCGAUACAGCUUCAGGCUCCAUUAUCUUUGGCGGUCUCGAUACAAAGAAGUACUACGGCUCACUGAUUAAAAAUCCCAUUAUACCAUUUUAUCAAAGUCCUGAUGGGUAUCCAAGAUAUUGGAUCAAUAUGACGUACUUUGGUAUUACAUUUCCAGGUCAACUACCGACGAAUUUGACAUCUACCGGUUAUGCGAAACCCGUCAUUGUUGACUCCGGAAGUACAUUGAGUUAUUUGCCACCUUCACUUGUCAACGCCAUGCUCCCUUAUUUUCCAGGAUGGGUCAGUAAAGGGGGUGGCCUAUAUACCAUACCUUGUAGCUUCCGAAAUAUUGCAGGGACGAUGGAUUUUGGAUUCGCAGGGCAGAUCAUCCGGAUCCAAUUAGCUCAAUUCAUAUGGUUCAAUGGUGCUACAUGCUAUGGACCUAUUGCUAAUGCCGCCGAAAAAACGGAUGUGAUUUUGGGAGAUACCUUCAUGAGAGGUGCUUAUGUGGUGUUUGAUCAGGACAACGCAAAUGUUCACAUUGCGCAGGCUGCGAGUUGCGGAUCAAAUAUUGUUCCCAUUACUUCGGGUACCGAUGGAGUUCCUUCAAUGACAGGAGGUUGCCCGAGUCCAGCAUUUUCUUAUGGAACAUCAUCUUAUACGGUCUAUCCAACUCCUUCGGUGAGAAUCUCGUCUUCUUCGUCCACAUCUUCUUCAUUCACAUCUUCUUCAAGAAGUUCCACAACCUCAUCUGCCUCCCUUCCUGCAUUGGCAAUUACUUCAACGACAUCUCCUCUCGCCACUUCAACAACUAGACCUUUAACCACUUCAUCCUCUACACCAACAGUUAGAUCUUCUACAUCCUCACCUCGCUCUUCAUCCUCUACAUCAGCAGGUAGAAUUUCAACCCUUCCAACUUCCUCUUCAUCAAAAAUCACUUCGGUGAGCUCUUCUACAUCAAACACUAAAUCUUCGUCCUCGUCGCUGGUGCCUGCCCUGAUUGGCUCUACGACUACGUCCACGACAUCUGCCAGAUCCUCUUCGUUUUCUUCCUCUCGUUUUUCAUCUUCAUCUAUAUCCUGCGGCAUCGGUUGUGGACCGACGACCACUGUGUAUAUUACCGUUACAAAGUCGGUCUGAAAGUGAUGU